AUGAUGGUCCAAGUCCCCAAAGAUGCCGGCAAGAGGCUCAUGGCCCAUGUCAUAGACGACCUGGCACUUCGCGAGCCUGAAAGGACUGUCUGCAUUAUGGGAAAGGGCCUGCGGGUAGCAGAUGGGUUUUUCGAUUUUUCUGCUAGUGAUCUGGCCCAUACCGUGAACUAUACCUCGUGGUGGAUCGACAAGACCUUUGGCCGCAGCUCCGACUAUGAGACCUUGACGUAUAUAGGCGCCAAUGAUAUUCGCUACCUUGUAUUUGUUGUUGCCUGUAACAAAACGGGAUACAAGCCGUUGUUAUCUUCAACACGAAAUUCUAACGACGCUCAUCUUCACCUUCUCAAUGCCACCGACUGCUCAAAAUUGGUAUACACCGCAGAACGAAAGCAGAAAGCUUUAGAGAUCAAGAGCCUGUGCCCAAGUUUAGAAAUCCUGCAGCUCCCGUCGCUGCUUGAGAUGCUAGAAAACUCAACCCUCCCGUACCCCUUGGGCAAGACGUACCAAGAGAUGGAGGAUGAGCCAGCCUUGAUUAUACAUAGCUCGGGGACAACAGGAUUGCCAAAGCCUGUUUUCCUCACUCAAGGAUAUAUCGGUACCAUUGACAAAAUAGCGUACCAGCCCGCUCCCCCGGGAAGACAUUUCGGGUUGCCGUAUCACCUUGGGCCUGAAGAUCUCCUCUUGACAACUGCUCCCUUCUUCCAUCUCAUGGGCUUCUUCUUGAUACUGGAGUCAAUUUUCCAUGGCGUUAAGUUUGCAAUUGCGCCAGAAAAGCCCCCGACUGCUGAAUUACUGACCGAUCUCAUUAACACCGUGAAGCCGACAGCGGUAGUCCUUCCACCUUCUAUCCUUGAAGAUAUGAGCCAUUCUGAGACCGCCUUGGAAGCACUGGGCCGAUUGAAGUUCGUUUUCUUUGCAGGAGCCCCGCUUUCGCCUGAUGCUGGUAAUCGAAUCAACCAGAAGGGUCGCGUCGUUUCGUUCAUCGGUAGCACCGAGAUGGGUGUCCUCCCCACAUUAAUUCCUCAGCGAAAAGAGGAUUGGGAGUACAUGGAGUGGAAUCCCAGUUAUGGAAUAGAUAUGCAACCAGUUGGCGAAGGAUACCAUGAAUUAGUUGUCAAAAGGGCCAAAGAUCGAGAUAUCCACGGCAUCUUCCAUACCUAUCCCGACCUAACCGAGUAUCAUACCAAAGAUCUCUUCACGCCUCAUCCCACUCGGCCAAAUCUUUGGAAAUACCGCGGCCGUCUUGAUGACGUGAUUGUCCUAAGUAAUGGAGAAAAGUUCAAUCCUGUCACGAUGGAAAAGGUAAUCGAAGGUCAUCCAUUGGUUUCUCGAGCACUGGUUGUCGGCCAAGCUAGGUUCCAGUCCGCUCUCCUCAUCGAACCUAACUGGAACCUGUGGAGUGAGGAUAUGCCGGUGAGAGACUUUAUCGAGCAGAUCUGGCCUACCGUGAGGCUGGCGAAUGACGUUGGCCCUGCUCAUGGACGAAUCAUGAAAGACAAGAUCGGGAUAUCUUCGAAAAAUAAACCAUUCAAGACCACCCCUAAGGGGAGUACGCAGCGACGACUUGUCAACAUGGAUUAUAAAGAUGAGAUCGAUACGAUCUAUGCUAAUUCCGAGCAAGAGAACGACUAUGGUAUCCUUGAUGCAGGCGACCUAACUCGUGUGGAGGAGUUCGUUCAAAAAGUCGUUACUCGUAUCGCAAACAUGUCGGACCUUUCACGUCGGACGGACUUAUAUGCUGCAGGACUUGAUUCACUGCAGACAAUGCAAAUCGGGAAGGCACUUCAGAGCGCUGUCCGUUUCAGUUACCCCAGCAAGGACUAUGGAGCCAUCACUUCUCAGAAGGUCUAUGCGAACCCCACGGUGGAGCAGUUAUCACGCGUUGUCUACGGCAUUGUCCACGGGGAGCAGGAAAACGCCGUCUCUCGCCGGGACAAGAUAGAUGGCCUAGUGCAAAAGUACACCAUCGAUCUCCCAGAGAGAAAGGUAAUUCUCCCCAAUAGCCCCCAGAAGCACACUGUUAUCUUAACCGGAUCAACGGGGUCCCUUGGAAGCUACCUCCUCAGUGACCUCCUGAGCGACCCCAGUGUCGAAAAAAUCUACUGUCUGAACCGCUCCGAUGCGAAGGAACGGCAAGCAAAGAUUUUCCAGGAGAAGGGUCUCAAGCACGACUCCACGGACCUCGAACGGGUGGAGUUCCUCAAAGUUGCUUUUGGUGCGGAAAGAUUCGGUAUUGACGGCACUAAGUACGAAGAAAUGCUUCGUUCUGUGGAUACAAUCAUCCACAAUGCCUGGAGGGUAGACUUCAAUAUCACGGUAGACUCGUUCGAGGACCCUCAUAUUAAAGGUCUGAGGCGCUUCGUCGAUUUCAGCCUUCACAGCUCUCACCACGCCCAUAUACAUUUCGUUUCGUCUGUAUCGACCAUCGGAGGCUGGAAGGCUACAUUCGGCCCCGCUGUUCCCGAGAUACCGCUUGAGGACUGUGAGGUAGCUCUAGAACAGGGAUACGGAGAAUCAAAACAUGUUUCUGAGCGUAUCUGUCUUGCUGCUGCCAGGAAGGCUGGAGUGCCAACCACCAUCCACCGCGUAGGACAGAUCGCGGGGCCCUCCAUGGCUCACGGACAAUGGAAUAAACAAGAAUGGGUACCGACAAUCGUGGCGACGUCCAAGUCUAUGGGAAAGGUUCCCAACAAUUUGGGAUCAUGGGGCGUAGACUGGAUUCCAGUGGACACUCUCUCCGCGAUUCUCCUCGAGCUCGUGGAUACCCGUCGCAAGACGCAAUCGGACACUCGCUGUGCUGCAUUCCAUCUUAUCAAUCCCUCCGUCACAACAUGGGGUUCGCUCCUUCCAGCGAUCCAAAAACGGUACAAGGAUAUCCAACCCGUCGAGUUCUCCGACUGGAUAAGAGAACUCGAGAGUAUCCAGGAUCCGUCCGCGGAAGAAAUUGCCGCUAAACCUGGUAUCAAGAUUCUCGACUUCUAUCGAGCCUUGCUGGACGGGGAGGGAGCGUUAUCUGCUCCAAUUGAAGUCGGGGAUACCAAGCAAGCAAGCCCAACGAUGGGUGCAUUGGGUCCUAUUUCAGCGGAGCUGAUGGGAAACUGGCUGAACCAGUGGAAUUUCUAA
This is a messenger RNA of Monascus purpureus, 3123 nucleotides long. Lineage: Eukaryota; Fungi; Ascomycota; Eurotiomycetes; Eurotiales; Aspergillaceae. The record is from the annotation of a GenBank genome assembly.